AACACUUUCUGGACUUGGCCGUUUCUGGGUCCGUUGCUGUUUGAGAACGAGAGCAGCGAUGCUCGGGAUCAUUGUGCCAAUGAGAGGACAUUUCUUUCGUACCUGCGGCUGUCAGUGUACAUGGCAAUUGUAGCGGUUGCUAUAGUCCUGUCCUUCCAUUUGAAGACGCAACCGUCAGACAUCGAGUUGCGCAUGGCACGCCCUCUGGGCAUUGUCUUUUGGGUUCUUUCAGUGGCAUGCCUUCUGGUAGGGUUUGGCAAUUACAUCGGGACCGUGAACCGAUACAGUAGGAAAGCCGCCAUUGUGCAGACGGGCUGGCGAACGCAGUCGAUCAUGUCUCUUGUCGCUCUCGCCAUAAUAGGCACAUGCAUCAUCUUCCUUGUCGUCGCCAAAGUGCAG
Molecule: messenger RNA, 399 nt
Organism: Pseudomassariella vexata
Lineage: Eukaryota; Fungi; Ascomycota; Sordariomycetes; Amphisphaeriales; Pseudomassariaceae
Exons: 3
Source: RefSeq, a predicted model, not a curated record